Molecule: messenger RNA, 1192 nt
Organism: Achroia grisella
Lineage: Eukaryota; Metazoa; Arthropoda; Insecta; Lepidoptera; Pyralidae
Gene: Rab39
Product: ras-related protein Rab-39B
Exons: 3
Coding region: 119-784 (221 amino acids)
Biological process (GO): Rab protein signal transduction
Cellular component (GO): Golgi membrane
Molecular function (GO): GTPase activity; GTP binding
Source: RefSeq, a predicted model, not a curated record
UUGGUCAUUCAUUCAAUCACACAGUUUAUAUUUGUCAUGUCAUAUUAAUACGUAAUUUUUGACGAGACCCUCACUGCUACAAUUUCAUUUUUAUGUUAUUGAAAGCACAAAUAAUAAAAUGGUUGAUCCGAUAUUCGACUACCAGUUUAGGCUAAUAUUAAUCGGUGAUAGUACAGUGGGAAAAAGUUCUCUAUUGAAGUAUUUUACGGACGGGAAAUUCGCGGAGUUAUCUGAUCCAACGGUUGGCGUAGAUUUCUUCGCAAGGAUUAUCGAAGUACAAGAUGGUACCAGAAUUAAAUUACAACUAUGGGACACAGCUGGUCAAGAGAGAUUCAGAUCUAUUACCAAGUCUUACUACAGAAAUUCCGUGGGCGCUUUGUUAGUGUACGAUGUGUGUAAUAGGUCUAGUUUCGAGCACAUACCUCUUUGGAUGAUGGAGGCAAAGAGGCAUAUAGAGCCACACCGGCCAGUGUUUGCUCUGGUGGGAUGUAAAAUUGAUUUGGUUGGUGAUAACAAGAACAGUGCCAGAAGAGAAGUCACCUGUGAAGAAGCUAGGCUGUUUGCUGAAGAGAAUGGACUACAUCAUGUGGAGACAUCGGCAAAAAGUGGUUUAAAUGUCGAAGAGGCCUUCGUACUAGUUGCUCAAGAGGUUUACAACCGUAUACAAACAGGAGAAUACAAAGUUGAGGAUGGCUGGGAUGGCAUUAAGACAGGCUUCAACCGUCCCAAUGGUAUGGAUUUUAAUUUGUUAGAAGCCGAAACUGUCCAGUCCACUUGUUGUUAGGUAAUAAAUAACAAUGUACAUAUGACUCACAGCUAGCAUAGUAUAGUUUAAGAGUAAUUUUAUAUAUAGUUAAGGAACAGAUGCAGAUCCACAUCCUUAGAGGAUAUCCAUAAAUUAACUCACAUGUGUCACAGUCCUUGUCACAGUUCAUCCUAUUUGUGACAUUCCCUACCCCCUAGUGUGACAUGACAUUUUGCAACAAGAAAUUAUUAAAUCAAAACUCUGUUUUAGUACACUACAUGUAUUACAUUUUAAAAGAGACAUCACAUAUUUUACCUUUUUCACACCUUGUCACACUUUUUUGACCCCCUCUCUCCCCAUAACAUGUGACGUAAUUUAUGUAUAGCCCAUAUUCAUUAAAGCAUUGAAGGUCUAACUAAUCUAUUUUAGCAAUGUCUAUCAUCCCUU